AUGAUUUGGUUCAUCGGGCCAUAUUUGCUCCUCCUCACCCUCCAAGGAGUCUCAGCUUCGCCUCCUGAAGCCCGGCUGAUCAAUGAUUUAUUAUCCGGUUAUGUGAAAGAAGAGCGCCCAGUGCUUGAUAGUAGUAAACCUGUUGAUGUCGUCCUUGGAGUUAUCAUGCAAAAUAUAAUUAACAUGAAUGAAAAAGAAGAACAACUCGAAGUGAAUGCUUGGCUUAAAUACCAAUGGACAGACGAGAACCUACGUUGGGAUCCGGAGCAUUAUGAAAAUGUGACGGAUCUACGGCAUCCAGCUGGAAGUGUUUGGCAACCAGAUAUAUUACUUUAUAAUAGUGUCGACUCCUCUUUCGAUUCCACCUAUAAAGUAAAUAUUGUUGGUUAUUCAAAUGGCAUUAUGGAAUGGCUGCCGCCGGGAAUUUUCAAAAUCUCCUGUAAAUUGGACGUGACCUAUUUUCCAUUUGAUACCCAGAUGUGUUGGUUUAAGUUUGGCUCCUGGACUCAUAACCCUCGACAAGUAAACCUGAGAGAAGGAGAAUUCGAUUUUUCGGAAUAUAUGGAAAAUGGAGAAUGGAUUGUUGACAAAGCCUGGUCAAACAUGACAUUACGAGAAUAUGGAGACGAUUUGUAUCAAGCGGUCUAUUUCCAUAUGAAGCUGAAGCGACGGACGUUAUAUUACGCAUUUAACUUAAUUAUGCCGUGCUGCAUCACGAUGAUUUUGAAUGUUCUCGGGUUUACAUUAAGACCAGAAUCCGGCGAAAAAGUUGGGCUGCAAAUUUCCGUUUCCCUCGCGAUUUGCAUUUUUUUGACGAUGAUGAACGAAAUGACACCUCAAACGUCAGAAGCUGUUCCGUUAUUAGGCAUUUUCUUCCAAAGUUGUAUGGUGUUGUCGGUAUUUGCCACGUUAUUCACUGUCUACGUACAAAGCUACCAUUUUCGAGUCCACCAAAAUACUCACCGGAUGCAUUUUUGGAUGCGAUAUUUCCUAUUGGAAUGGGCGCCAUAUGUCAUGAGAAUGGAGGUGCCGCGGAGGAAGAACGAUUUGAAAAGCCUACGUCAAAGCUGGGCGGAGCGGAAACGGAAACAAGAGGAAGAAAAUAAGACAGCUUUUGACUAUACAACCGGUCCUCUGAAACUUAUGGCCGCGAUGAGCAACACGAUGAAGGAUAAUUUUGAUAAUCUUAUGUUUCAGGUAAAAGUCGAUGAGCAACAACAUAAAGAUUCGGCAUUGGCGAAGAGGCUGACUGUUUUGGAGAAAAUUUACAACCAUGUGAAGAUGAUCCGAGAACACGACGACGAUACGCAUGAAGAUAAAUUGGUUGAAAGCGAAUGGAGGUUUGCCGCACUGGUGGUGGAUCGUCUUGGGUUGAUCAUCUUCUCCUUAAUGCUGCUUGGUACCGUGUUGUGGAUCGUCCUCACAGCUCCAUAUCUAUUUGCA
Messenger RNA from Mesorhabditis spiculigera, 1443 nucleotides. The record is from the annotation of a GenBank genome assembly. NCBI's taxonomy places the organism in Eukaryota, Metazoa, Nematoda, Chromadorea, Rhabditida, Rhabditidae.